AUGGACUGGAUAUUGUAUUAUUAUGUAAUCUUGGAUUAUGCUCACAAAUUGAUUAUUUUCCCCGAACCAGGAGUCGUUCGAUACCUAGCUGCUAACAAACUUAAAGUGUCGCUUAAAGAAGGGACUCAAGAGUUUCUGCCAUUAGCUAACAUGGAGGGAAAGAUAAAUGUGAGCAUAGAAGAUGUGGUGCUUGCCAAGGAGUACGCAUACAUAUUUCCAAUAGAAAUUCUAGGAUUACCACCAGAAGAACAUGGAGAGCAUUUGCAUCAUGUUCUUGAAGUUUUACGCGAGAAACAAUUGUAUGCUAAUAUGUCGAAGUGUGAGUUUUGGCAAGAAGAAGUGAACUUCUUAGGACAUGUGAUAACCAAGGAAGGAAUCACUGUGGAUCCGACAAAGAUUGAGACAAUUCUAGCUUGGAGACAACCUCAAACUAUCACUGACAUACAAAGUUUCGUUGGAUUGGCAGGAUGCUACAUGAGAUUUAUUGAAGGUUUUGCUAAGAUUGUAGCUCCAUUGACACAACUCACUAGAAAGGAUCAAUCGUUUGCAUGGACAGAAAAGUGUGAGGAAAUUAUUUCAGUUACUUAA
Molecule: messenger RNA, 588 nt
Organism: Cicer arietinum (chickpea)
Lineage: Eukaryota; Viridiplantae; Streptophyta; Magnoliopsida; Fabales; Fabaceae
Source: RefSeq, a predicted model, not a curated record